Molecule: messenger RNA, 1645 nt
Organism: Nilaparvata lugens (brown planthopper)
Lineage: Eukaryota; Metazoa; Arthropoda; Insecta; Hemiptera; Delphacidae
Product: teneurin-m-like
Exons: 9
Biological process (GO): motor neuron axon guidance
Source: RefSeq, a predicted model, not a curated record
CGGCAGCGAAUGCCAGGGGGGCGGCGAAGCCUCAAAGGGGGCGGUUGGUGCUCCCCAGGGGGCCGGGGCAAAAGGAGGCCGGCUGUUGGCGCCCGUAGCGCUCGCUGCCGCCCCGGACGGCAGUCUCUAUGUGGGCGACUUCAAUCUGGUCAGACGUAUCAUGGUUGAUGGCACUGUUAGAACGGUUGUUACGCUCAAUGUAACACGAGUGGCCUACCGCUACCACAUAGCCCUGUCACCUCUGGACGGCACCCUGUACAUCUCGGAUCCGGAGUCGCACCAGAUACUGCGCGUGCGCAAUGCGAACGACUUUUCUGAUCCGGAGCACAACUGGGAGUCGGCCGUCGGUUCCGGAGAGCGCUGUCUGCCCGGCGAUGAGGCGCACUGCGGCGAUGGAGCACUAGCAAGGGAUGCAAAGCUCGCUUAUCCUAAAGGUUAUCAUUCAAAUUAUUAUACUGAGUGGCAGUGUCAGGUGAAAGUCCUGUACUUCGCUGACGGCACCAACAUCCGUAUGGUGGAUCGAGAUGGCAUUGUGACAACGGUGAUUGGCAACCAUAUGCACAAGUCUCAUUGGCUGCCGAUUCCCUGCGAGGGAACACUCAACAUAGAGGAGGUGCACCUCCGUUGGCCGACAGAUCUUGCCAUCAAUCCACUGGAUAAUUCGCUGCAUAUUGUCGACGAUCACAUGAUUCUGCAGCUUACGCCUGAUGGACGUGUUAAGGUGGUGGCAGGUAGACCGUUGCACUGCCCGUCACGCGGCCAUGACAGUGAGCUGGCCACACGCGCGACUCUCGUCAUGCCGCAGAGCAUUGCGUUCGCUCCGACCGGCGAUCUGUUCGUCGCCGAAAGCGAUUCGCAGCGAAUCAAUCGCGUUCGCGUCAUUGGAACCGACGGCAAAAUCAGCCACUACGCAGGCGCGGAAUCCAAGUGCAACUGCUUGGACCGUGGCUGUGACUGCUUUGAACAGGAUCAUUUCCUGGCCUUCACCUCCAAGUUCAACACCAUCUCUUCUGUUGCUGUGUCACCAGACGGUAUCCUACAUAUUGCUGACCAGGCUAAUUACAGGAUCAGAUCUGUGGUGGCAAGCAUACCGGAAGCGAGAAAUACACCGGCGGAAGCAUAUCAGAGAGAGUAUGAAGUGUAUUCGCCUGAUACACAGGAGGUAUAUGUAUUCAAUCGGUUCGGACAGCAUAUAUCCACCAGAAAUAUACUCACAGGUGAAACCAGUUACCUGUUUACAUACAACGUGAAUACAAGCAACGGAAAACUUAGUACAGUCACUGAUGCCUCCGGGAACAAGGUCUUCCUACGUCGAGAUUAUGCAUCUCAGGUAAAUUCGAUUGAGAACACCAAGGGUCAGAAGUGUUUGAUAAGGAUGUCGAGAAUGAAACUUUUGAGCGAACUCAGCACGCCUGACAAUUACAAUGUCACCCUGGACUACUAUGGACCCACUGGAUUACUUCGCAGCAAACUGGACUCGACAGGUCGCUCGUACGUGUACAAUUACGACGAGUUUGGACGCUUGACGAGUGCAGUGACGCCCACCGGCAAAGUGGUCAGGUUGGCAUUCGACCUGAGUGUGAAGGGAGCCAUGGUCAAGGUGACCUUGGACGACAGGCAGCCUAUUUCUAUGCUCAUCAAGGGG